This is a messenger RNA of Meloidogyne enterolobii, 1164 nucleotides long. NCBI's taxonomy places the organism in Eukaryota, Metazoa, Nematoda, Chromadorea, Rhabditida, Meloidogynidae. The record is from the annotation of a GenBank genome assembly.
AUGUUAUUAAAGUUUUUGUCUUUUCGACUACCUUCCUUAACUUUUAUUCCAUCACGGUCGAACACUGUUAAUUUUUUUCAACGGCGAAAUGAAGAUGUUCUUUGGAGAACUGUGACAAAUAUUACAAAAUAUGGUGCGCGUAAAGGUCGCGGGAAAACUCGCCAGCCAUAUCGUCGUUUGAGUGAUUAUUAUAAAAUUGGAACACUCAAAUCAAGUCAAUCGCGUUUGCGCGAUGAAACCAGGAGUUGGACGAGACUAUGCUAUUCGCUCUGCUGUCUUUAUAGGAAAUGGAAAGGGCAUUGGAGGGCGCCUGUUUUUCAGUCAAACAAAGCUGUUGCAAAUGCUAUAAAAAUUGCUUCUCGUAAACUUUUUUACAUCGAACGGUUUGAAGAUAGAACUAUUUAUCAGGACUUCUUUGGAGAAUAUCGAAGUACUCGAGUUUUUGCGCAAAGACGGGAGCCUGGUUAUGGAGUGAUUGCUCAUCCAAGGAUUAGAAAAAUUUGUGAGCUUUUGGGAAUCAAAGAUCUUUAUGUACGCACAGAAGGCAGUACUACAAAUUACAUAGGAAUUGUUUACGCUUUUGUUACUGGUCUAAUUCAUCAAGAAUCUCAUAAACAAUGUGCUGACCGAACUCGCCUUCAUGUUGUUGAAUUAAAUCCUAAUCGAAUGUUUUUUCCAAAGAUUGUGGCAUCACCAGUUAAUACUCCUGUUAAACGUGACGAAGAAGUUACACCGAUUGAGCGAAUGCGUUUGGAAGAUUUUUAUGGCGAAGGUCGUUUCCCUCAGCAUUAUGGAAAAUACAUUCUGAGUUAUAGAAAUCACAUUGGCCACCUGAACGCUGAAUGGAAAAGGCAUCCUUACCGAAACAUGGAGAAGAGAAUAAUCCGUUUCUUGGCUGAUGGUGAAGUUAAUCGAUGGACUCGUAGGGAACGAAAAAAAUGGUCAGAUCGUCAACAUGAGAUGGUGACUAAUGGGCAAAAGCCUUUGCCGUUGGGUAUUGGACUUCCUGAUUGGAUUCCGAUGGAAGGAGAGGACGAUGUAUUUUUGGGAUCUUUGACCGACCUAAUGCCGCCGACCGACUUUUAUGAUGAUCAAAACAAUGGUGAUGCAGGAUUUGACUCGUCGCAAAAAGAACUUGAAAAAGAGUUAAAUGUUUCAAAUUAA